Vanrija pseudolonga is the source of this 3166-nucleotide messenger RNA. It is a transcript of the gene cbf11, whose product is annotated as Transcription factor cbf11. The transcript is spliced from 4 exons. NCBI's taxonomy places the organism in Eukaryota, Fungi, Basidiomycota, Tremellomycetes, Trichosporonales, Trichosporonaceae. The coding region runs from base 32 to 3166 and encodes 1044 amino acids. Gene Ontology annotation, cellular component: nucleus. Gene Ontology annotation, biological process: regulation of transcription by RNA polymerase II. The record is from RefSeq and is a predicted model, not a curated record. Gene Ontology annotation, molecular function: DNA-binding transcription activator activity, RNA polymerase II-specific; RNA polymerase II cis-regulatory region sequence-specific DNA binding.
CCAACAACAACAGCGACGCGACGUACCGGCAAUGGCAGACCAGGACCUGCAUCUGCUCGACGACAACCCGAACGCGACGCCGCUCGACCUCCUCCUCAAUGCCAUCACAGGUACAGAUCCGUACCAUUUCGCCGCCGAGGGCGAGGGCGAGGAGCGGGGCGAGCAGCUGCCCAUGUACCUCGACCCAGGGCUAGAGAGUGGCGAGCUCGAGGCAGGAAGCAGUCGGAAACGCGCCCUCGAGUCGCCCAGACUCGAACGCGUCACCAAAGCCCCUCGCCUGACACCACUCACGCAAGGUGUGCUCCAUGAUUUCUCGACAGUCGAGGUGUGGCACCCGAAGACUGGCCAAAAGAGCUACGGCAAGGAGAGGAGGAUAAUCCAGCCCCCGCCAACACUGCGAGUCACGGGACCGCUCCUACCACACCUGACGGCAGUGACGUUGUCGGCGGGCCCGAGCGCCGGAGAUUCCCCGGUCUUCUCGAGCCAGACCCAUCGGGUGGGGCACACGAGCGAGCGCGAGCCGCCUGCGUCGUUCUACGCGGGCGGAGGGAAGAAGGCCGAACGGGACGACAAGCGCCGGAUCAUGCGUCAUGCCGCCGCCAAGACUGGGUGGGGCGGUACGCUGCCGUGGGAGCGGAGCAGGGAGGACAUGAAGGCGCGAGACGAGCUGGCCGAGGGCCUGGCGUUCCCCGGCCUCUGGGUCGGCGAGGACCCGAGCAAGAGUAAGGAGUUCCGGCUCCAGCUCACGAUCGGUGACCCAGGCGCGACGGAGAAUGGAGAGACGGCAGCGGCGGUGGUUGUGGAAUCGGCAGUCCUCGAGCCCGCGACAAUAGCUGAGGCUGCUGCCCUCGACACGGCGGCGCCGCUCGACGCCGACUCGCUGCAUCAAGUGCUGGGCGACGCGGUGAUCGCGACGAUGGGCGAUAUCCCCGAUGCUGUCGACGAGCCGGCUCCGCUCGUCGACCACCUGGGACAAGCGAGUCUCGCGACGCUCGAGGAGACACAGCCGACGCUGGCCACGGCAACAACGGCAGAACAACCUGAUUCCGAGCCUAAAUCGCAGGAAAUCGCCCCGCCAAAACCAUGGGCCACGUUCGUGUCCGACCCGCUCACGCUCGUGUCCAAGCCGUCGCAGAAGACGGCCAAGGCGCGGUCCAUGGCCAGCUGUCUGUCCACGACCGACGCGUUCGCGCUCUGGGUGCGCGUGAAUGCGCAGACUGUGCGCACAAAGUACAUGAAGAUCGAUGGUGGUGAGAGCGAGAGCGAGGUGCCCGAGCUUGCUGCGCGUGCAGGCAAGUGGUCGCCGUUCCGCUUUGAGGUGCUCCGGCGCGCUGCGCCCCCCGAGACGGAGGACAAGAACCCGCGCGCGCGGUUCAAGCUCGACGUCGACCGCGAGGCCGGCGUGGUUACCUACGGCUCUAUCGUCUGCCUCGUCGAUGUGCACUCUGGUGUACGAACGGCUCCGAUACUGCUUGUCCGAGUGGACAAGAACGAGGCGGUCGUAGGCGGCGACCACGGACAUCCCGUUAGUGAGCUUCAGCGCGUCGGGCUGGUCCGCGUGCUCGACAACUACGAGGUCGACCUGGAGGGAGGGAGCAGAUGGUAUCUCUCCGCGCCGGGCGCUCUGGCCGGCGCCGGCGAGGUCAAGGUCACACGGCAGAGAGGAGUAAAGACAGACGGGAGCCAGGCGACCGCCGAGAGUUCGACGUCGCAGCAGCCUGUGCCUGAGACGCUGAGCAGCUUGGAGACGCUGGCGACAGAUGCCGCAAGCCAAGAGCCGUCUGGGGAACCGCGCAAACGAAAGAAGAAGACCAAGCGACACGCCCUCGCCAAGGCUGCCAUCGAUGAGGAGGAACAGGGCAGCACGCAGGCCAGUCUUACUUGGAACCCGUCAAAACGGAGAGAAGGGGAGCAAGCAGCGAGUGCAGGCAAGGGGACGACAACAAACGCAGUCACUAUCGAGACCGUGGACGACUUUAUGUGCUGGGUGCUUGGGGGUGUUGCGUGCUUCUCAUACUCGUUCUUCAACGGCGGGGCCGACGGCAACAGCCUUCCAGCUGGCCCACUCGACCCCGUUCCCCGCCUCCUGGCCGACCCAGUGUACCAGCCCGAGCACAAUGCGCUCGACAUCACCCUGUCCCACUUCUUCGUCCCCGACGCCGCUGGAGGAGUCGCCCAGCCGUUCAGCGUCUACCUCGGCCCAAUAGGCCCACUCCCAUUCACGACUUGGAGAUCUGUCGCGCCGAAAGACAAGUACUACGACCCAGCCACAGUCUACCCCGCCAUCCACUAUGACGGCUCAGAAACAGACUCGCAGCAGCCUGGAGCUCCUGAUGGCCGGCGAGUGUACUCAAACUUUCCAUACAGUGUUCCACACGUCAUCGCCAACGUUGACCUGCCUGACCCCGACGAGGUCGCGCGCGUCAUUCAGGAGUACGCCGCGCCGUACGCUGGCGGCGCGGCGCAGCCGGUCGACGCCAUCGCACCACCUCCCGACCAAGUCGAGGCUGAACCGACCGAGGCACCAGACACGGCUGCGGCUACUGCUGCUGCAGCAGUUGCUGCCGACGACAACUCGUGGCUUGGAGUCAUGGGUCCCGCUGGAGAGCUUACGAUUCAAGAGGCACUUCGCAAUGCGGGCAAGAGCGACCUCGGCUUGGGCGGCAGCGCCGAUGCGACGCAACCAGCUGACGCCCCCGUCGACGCCGCUACGUUUGAGCUCGAGCACCUGCCCAGCGACCUUAUCGCGCCUACGCUCGACUUGGCAGGUGUCAACGGCAAUGACGACGCGACGGCUGCUGAUGCUCCCGCCGGCGGGGCCCAGCUGGCCUCCGCCACAGCGUCUGGCGCGCCUUCAACAGUAGCCUUGAGCCGGCCCGAGCCGGCUAGCAGGGAGGGCGGCAACGCGCAGCACCUUCCAAUCCUGCUUGUGCGGCCCGAUGGAGCAGGACAUGGCAUUGGCUGGAGUGUCGUCGUACAGCGCGCGCUCGAUUCGCAGCAGCAACCAGCCACACCGGGCGCCAGUGCACCCUGGGUCUCGGCUGGUAGCUGGCCGUUCCUCUGGAACAUGCCGUGGCUGAAGGGCGGGCGUGAGUCGGCCCUGCCGUUUACGUGGUCCCAGCGGAGGAACGGUGGAAUAGGUGUGCGGACGGGGCUGCGGACCUAA